AUGUCACUCAAUACCAAGAACAGCAUUGCUCACAGAUUCUGGUCCAAUCUAGCUUAUGACAAGAUGACUAGCCAGAUUGAAGCAGUUCCAAGCCCCUCUUUGGAUACAACCCAAGCUACUGAAGUUGAACAAGAUGCAUGGGAGAAAUAUUUGCAAGUUGUGCUAGACCAUGAGAGAGAGGAGAUCAAGCAAUGGCGCGAUGAGAUAGACACCCUACUUGUAUUUGCAGGUCUUUUCUCAGCAGUCCUGACUGCAUUUAAUGUUCAAUACUAUCCUGAACUGAAGUCAAGCUCAACAGCUCAACCAUCCACUGCUGCUGUUGUCAUCAAUGCACUGUGGUUCCUGGCCCUGGUCCUCAGUCUUGCAGCUGCAUCAAUUGGCAUCAGUGCAAAACAAUGGCUGUCUCAUUAUAUGGUCCCUAACACUGUUACAGUCAUUCAGCGACUCCGUGUCUGGCAUCUGCGCCAUCAAUCGUUCCAGCGCUGGCAUGUACCAGAGAUCAUCGAGGUGCUGCCCCUCCUUCUUCAGUUAUCCCUUGCAGCAUUCCUCACUGGCAUUGCGAUCCUACUGUGGACAUUACACCGUGCAGUUGCUGCCAUAGUGAUUGCUCCAAUGGGGACCUUGCUGUUGUUCACAAUUUGGACAGUCAUCACACCAUCUAUUGUUAACCCUGGAUGCCCCUACAAAUCACCACAGGCCAGGUGGAUCUACCUUCUAUCCCGCUAUAUGACACUAGAUGAUGGUGUGGUCCACCUGCAUGAUGAAGAUGACGAACCCAAAGAUCACUCAGGCAGUGGUCCCCAAAAGUCUUCAUUCGGGAUCAGGCAUAAUGCCCUGCCAGUGAAUGACUGGUUAGGUCGCGAGGACCAUUGGAUUCACACUGUGGCACCCCCAUUUGCAACAGCGAGCACCGAUCUCGCGGUAGCAGUCGACACUACAAUACAGAAUGACGACUUCCUUCAAGUUGCCGUGCUGCCCGCUCUCACACGAGUUGAUGCCAUUGCCGCAUACAAGCUUGUAUCCGACAUUGUGUGCUCCAGAGCACACAUCAAAUCCCUCGACCGACUGGUUGACCCAUGGUCUGGUACGGCUGCUUGGUUCCAGGACGAGGUCAACAGUAAAACAAUCGUGACUUUUGCCGACCUCACCAUGGUUGCACUGCACGCCGUGAGCGAGCACUCUUACGCACUCCCCCGAUCGACCUCCCUGUCAGUAGGAUCGACGAAUCCAUAUCCUGAAGAUCGACAGCGGCGAGUCGAACGCCUACUUGCGCUGUUGAACCAUCUCUUACAAGGCUUCACCGGGAAGAGAUUCGGGCCGUUUUGCGAGCCGCUUGCGAAGUGGUUCGUUCAUAAUCGGAGCCACCUUUCGGGCAAGCGCAUAUCUUGGCGAACGCGAGAGUAUGCACUCUGGUUGGUUGCUUUACACUGGGACGGAUUCAACAACGCAUAUCCUCAAGAGCAUGGAUUCCAUCAGAUCGUUACCGCAAUGUUACAAAAUCGACGCGAGGAUGCGCAAUUGCAGCUUCAAUGGCGUAGCCUUGAAGCGGAGCGAAGGAUCGCUGUCUUGGCCACACAUUUGCUGAGCCGGUCGUUACGCGACACACCUAAGACGACCGAUGCCAAUACAUUGGCAACGGCCUCCUCGAGUCUUCCAAGCAGUGUGGCUGCCACGAACCGGGUCCGGACAUCCCACGGAUACAAUGAAGAACUGGAUGAAACCACGAUGUUCCAAGGCAUCUGA
Fomitopsis serialis is the source of this 1743-nucleotide messenger RNA. RefSeq lists its product as uncharacterized. The transcript is spliced from 6 exons. Bases 1 to 1743 code for a protein of 580 amino acids. The record is from RefSeq and is a predicted model, not a curated record. NCBI's taxonomy places the organism in Eukaryota, Fungi, Basidiomycota, Agaricomycetes, Polyporales, Fomitopsidaceae.